GAAUGCGAAUUUCGAUCUGAUUUUCAGAAAGACAUGCUCUACUCAUCAUAAGCUUUCGAUUGAUAUAUGGUUCAACCCAUUCCGAACACAGGCCGAAAAUCGCACAUUUUGGCUGUCCUCCUUUAAUCAUUUUAUUUCAAUUUUUCGUUUUCUCCAAGUUUGGUUAUAAUUUUAUCAUCUGUUUUCUCAAUGAAAUCGGAUAACUAUGUCAAGAUUUUUCUUCUAUUUAAAGUAGCUUGUUUUCAAUUUAAUAUUCAAAUCUAUCUCAACUUUCAAUUAGUAAACCAACUCUUGUUACCUGUGAAGAAAAAGAUUGUUACAAAAAUGAAAUUCUUCAUGUUAACUGUCUGCCUUUUUGGAACUGUAUUUGCUAAGAGUCCUUCUACAGAAUGGAAACCGCUCCCUGUUGAUGAUCCAACUGUUAUAAAGUUAGCUAACCAAGCCGUUGCGCAUAUCAACGAAAAAUGGGAAAAAUUGUUUUACAAUAAACUGAUCGAGAUUAAAGAAGCUAAAUCUGUAGCCGAUGAUGGAAUUACUUAUAUGCUUAAAAUGAUCAUACGAUUAACUUAUUGUCCAAAAUCUAAACCGUACCAUGAUGAUUGUGAAAUCAGACAAGCUUCAAGUGCUCAAAUAUGCACCGUCGAGGGACAUAAACCUAGUGGCUCUGAAGAAAUCAAGAUCAGCAAUUUAAGUUGUGAUACAAUUCCUCUACCCCCCAGUUAAAGAAAAAUUGCGUCUCAUGUUCAUCGAGAUACCCAUCAAACAAAAUGCCAGAGUCAUGCGUUUUUUUCGUUUAACGCAAUAGUUUCAUUUAUCAAUGUCUGCUUAGACAAUUCAUUCAAUAAAUUAAACACGUUAAAUUACGUUGUGAAAUAAAUCCUAAGAUUGAAAAAUAAUUUGUCCAAUUUUUCUUUGUAAAUGUGAUUGAAGUACAUGAUUGGAAAAAGCG
Tetranychus urticae (two-spotted spider mite) is the source of this 949-nucleotide messenger RNA. Its product is annotated as cystatin-1-like. Gene Ontology annotation, molecular function: cysteine-type endopeptidase inhibitor activity. Gene Ontology annotation, cellular component: cytoplasm; vesicle. The record is from RefSeq and is a predicted model, not a curated record. Lineage: Eukaryota; Metazoa; Arthropoda; Arachnida; Trombidiformes; Tetranychidae.